AAACAAACCCUUCAGCAAUUGAGCUUGCAGAGACUGCUCUCAAAAGGGGCUUCAAUUUUUUCAUCACCAGUCAGGAAGGUUGGUAGCUUUCAGUGGCUCUGUUGUGGAUGACAUUAGGUAUUGUCACGAAGCGUAUGGUGUCAGGUUUUGGGUUGUUGCUGUUAUUAGUACUCUUCAGCGAUAACGAAAGGUAGUGAGGAUGUCGUGUUUUAUUGAAGCUUGUAAUUUACAAGUUCGCCGUGGGAUUGAUGUGUCUGUAUCAUGUAGAUGUUCAUCUUGGAAUUGUUGUGUCCCUAGCCAGGAAACGACCUGACCAUCACGGGACAAACAUUGGCCCUGGAAUAUUCCAUCUCUGAUUCUUUGGAAUUAAAAUUGUUUUCUUUAGGCCAAACUGAGAAUCCAAAUGGACAUUUCUUUUAAAAUGUUGUCUGGUAGUCUUUGUAGGUACAUUCAAGAUUCAAAUCUUCACUCAACACUUAAAAAAAAUUACAUUUUUGU
Messenger RNA from Rubroshorea leprosula, 498 nucleotides. NCBI's taxonomy places the organism in Eukaryota, Viridiplantae, Streptophyta, Magnoliopsida, Malvales, Dipterocarpaceae. The record is from the annotation of a GenBank genome assembly.